AAUCCGGCCGUUCCUCCCACCCUCUCUUCGUCCUCUCCCUGUCUUUCUCCCACUCUCCGAAGCACAAGACAGUUACAGUGUGCGUGUAACGCAGAUCCCUCUGUGAUCACAGAUCUCUCCGUCAUCAACAACCGAGUCGCGCAACCUCAUGACUCAGCCUUGAUCGCCUGCCCUACCUCUGUUCUCCGCCCCCAAUGGCGCGGCUCAAACUCGCGAUCCCAGUCCUCUGCCUCGCAUUCACCGUCGUUCAUUCCAUCCGCUUCGAUCUCCGAUCGGGCGCCAUGAAGUGCAUUGCCGAGGAUAUCGCGGCCAACGCCAUGGCCGUCGGCCACUACGCCAUUAUCAACCCUAUCGACAGCAGCCCCGUCCCCAAAUCCCACAAUAUCACUUGUCAUGUGACUUCGCCUCACGGGGCCGAUUAUCACACCGGGAAAAAUGUGAUAUCUGGGAAUUUUGCGUUUACGGCGUUCGAGGCAGGUGACUAUAUGGCUUGCUUCUCGGGGCUGGACCAAACUCUGGAGACGACGGUGACGAUCGAUUUCGAGUGGAAAACAGGGGUCGCUGCCAAAGACUGGUCUAAUGUUGCCAAGAAAGGACAGAUUGAGUACAUGGAAUUUGAGUUGGCGAAGAUGUAUGACACUGUUUCAACCAUUCAUACUGAAAUGUUCCAUCUUCGAAUGAGGGAGGAAGAAAUGCAAGGACUUAAUAGAUCAACAAACACCAUAAUGGCUACUCUUGGAUUCUUUUCACUUUUGGUUUGCUUGUCAGUUGCUGGUCUGCAGCUAUGGCAUUUGAAGUCAUUCUUUGAGAGGAAGAAGCUCCUCUAAUUUUUGGUUCUUAGCAGAAUAUCCUGUUCAACUAUUUUUUUCAGCUGUGGGAUAUGGAUGCUCAUCAUUUUUAUUUAUUUAUUAAUUGUUUAGAGGUCAAAUAGUCAAGAGCCAUUGAUCAUUUUAGUUUGUCACUGAUACUGCAGGCCAGCAGGCCCCCGAUAGAUGCUUAAAACUCCUACUUAUAAGUUAUAACCCAACACUUUGAUCACAAAAUUACUGACAUUGUUUAAA
This is a messenger RNA of Malania oleifera, 1061 nucleotides long. Its product is annotated as transmembrane emp24 domain-containing protein p24delta7-like. Gene Ontology annotation, cellular component: COPII-coated ER to Golgi transport vesicle; Golgi apparatus; endoplasmic reticulum-Golgi intermediate compartment. The transcript is spliced from 4 exons. Lineage: Eukaryota; Viridiplantae; Streptophyta; Magnoliopsida; Santalales; Ximeniaceae. Gene Ontology annotation, biological process: intracellular protein transport; Golgi organization; endoplasmic reticulum to Golgi vesicle-mediated transport. The record is from RefSeq and is a predicted model, not a curated record. Bases 195 to 827 code for a protein of 210 amino acids.